Homo sapiens (human) is the source of this 4252-nucleotide messenger RNA. RefSeq names its product sulfatase 2 (gene SULF2). Gene Ontology annotation, biological process: positive regulation of endothelin production; esophagus smooth muscle contraction; positive regulation of vascular endothelial growth factor production. Gene Ontology annotation, molecular function: calcium ion binding; sulfuric ester hydrolase activity; N-acetylglucosamine-6-sulfatase activity. NCBI's taxonomy places the organism in Eukaryota, Metazoa, Chordata, Mammalia, Primates, Hominidae. Bases 681 to 3296 code for a protein of 871 amino acids. Gene Ontology annotation, cellular component: cell surface; Golgi apparatus; Golgi stack. The transcript is spliced from 22 exons. The record is from RefSeq and is a predicted model, not a curated record.
AUGCUACUCCCGGGCCAUUUCUGGACAACAGCUGCUAUUUUCACUUGAGCCGAAGUUAAUUUCUCGGGGAGUUCUCGGGCGCGCACAGGCAGCUCGGUUUGCCCUGCGAUUGAGCUGCGGGUCGCGGCCGGCGCCGGCCUCUCCAAUGGCAAAUGUGUGUGGCUGGAGGCGAGCGCGAGGCUUUCGGCAAAGGCAGUCGAGUGUUUGCAGACCGGGGCGAGUCCUGUGAAAGCAGAUAAAAGAAAACAUUUAUUAACGUGUCAUUACGAGGGGAGCGCCCGGCCGGGGCUGUCGCACUCCCCGCGGAACAUUUGGCUCCCUCCAGCUCCGAGAGAGGAGAAGAAGAAAGCGGAAAAGAGGCAGAUUCACGUCGUUUCCAGCCAAGUGGACCUGAUCGAUGGCCCUCCUGAAUUUAUCACGAUAUUUGAUUUAUUAGCGAUGCCCCCUGGUUUGUGUGUUACGCACACACACGUGCACACAAGGCUCUGGCUCGCUUCCCUCCCUCGUUUCCAGCUCCUGGGCGAAUCCCACAUCUGUUUCAACUCUCCGCCGAGGGCGAGCAGGAGCGAGAGUGUGUCGAAUCUGCGAGUGAAGAGGGACGAGGGAAAAGAAACAAAGCCACAGACGCAACUUGAGACUCCCGCAUCCCAAAAGAAGCACCAGAUCAGCAAAAAAAGAAGAUGGGCCCCCCGAGCCUCGUGCUGUGCUUGCUGUCCGCAACUGUGUUCUCCCUGCUGGGUGGAAGCUCGGCCUUCCUGUCGCACCACCGCCUGAAAGGCAGGUUUCAGAGGGACCGCAGGAACAUCCGCCCCAACAUCAUCCUGGUGCUGACGGACGACCAGGAUGUGGAGCUGGGUUCCAUGCAGGUGAUGAACAAGACCCGGCGCAUCAUGGAGCAGGGCGGGGCGCACUUCAUCAACGCCUUCGUGACCACACCCAUGUGCUGCCCCUCACGCUCCUCCAUCCUCACUGGCAAGUACGUCCACAACCACAACACCUACACCAACAAUGAGAACUGCUCCUCGCCCUCCUGGCAGGCACAGCACGAGAGCCGCACCUUUGCCGUGUACCUCAAUAGCACUGGCUACCGGACAGCUUUCUUCGGGAAGUAUCUUAAUGAAUACAACGGCUCCUACGUGCCACCCGGCUGGAAGGAGUGGGUCGGACUCCUUAAAAACUCCCGCUUUUAUAACUACACGCUGUGUCGGAACGGGGUGAAAGAGAAGCACGGCUCCGACUACUCCAAGGAUUACCUCACAGACCUCAUCACCAAUGACAGCGUGAGCUUCUUCCGCACGUCCAAGAAGAUGUACCCGCACAGGCCAGUCCUCAUGGUCAUCAGCCAUGCAGCCCCCCACGGCCCUGAGGAUUCAGCCCCACAAUAUUCACGCCUCUUCCCAAACGCAUCUCAGCACAUCACGCCGAGCUACAACUACGCGCCCAACCCGGACAAACACUGGAUCAUGCGCUACACGGGGCCCAUGAAGCCCAUCCACAUGGAAUUCACCAACAUGCUCCAGCGGAAGCGCUUGCAGACCCUCAUGUCGGUGGACGACUCCAUGGAGACGAUUUACAACAUGCUGGUUGAGACGGGCGAGCUGGACAACACGUACAUCGUAUACACCGCCGACCACGGUUACCACAUCGGCCAGUUUGGCCUGGUGAAAGGGAAAUCCAUGCCAUAUGAGUUUGACAUCAGGGUCCCGUUCUACGUGAGGGGCCCCAACGUGGAAGCCGGCUGUCUGAAUCCCCACAUCGUCCUCAACAUUGACCUGGCCCCCACCAUCCUGGACAUUGCAGGCCUGGACAUACCUGCGGAUAUGGACGGGAAAUCCAUCCUCAAGCUGCUGGACACGGAGCGGCCGGUGAAUCGGUUUCACUUGAAAAAGAAGAUGAGGGUCUGGCGGGACUCCUUCUUGGUGGAGAGAGGCAAGCUGCUACACAAGAGAGACAAUGACAAGGUGGACGCCCAGGAGGAGAACUUUCUGCCCAAGUACCAGCGUGUGAAGGACCUGUGUCAGCGUGCUGAGUACCAGACGGCGUGUGAGCAGCUGGGACAGAAGUGGCAGUGUGUGGAGGACGCCACGGGGAAGCUGAAGCUGCAUAAGUGCAAGGGCCCCAUGCGGCUGGGCGGCAGCAGAGCCCUCUCCAACCUCGUGCCCAAGUACUACGGGCAGGGCAGCGAGGCCUGCACCUGUGACAGCGGGGACUACAAGCUCAGCCUGGCCGGACGCCGGAAAAAACUCUUCAAGAAGAAGUACAAGGCCAGCUAUGUCCGCAGUCGCUCCAUCCGCUCAGUGGCCAUCGAGGUGGACGGCAGGGUGUACCACGUAGGCCUGGGUGAUGCCGCCCAGCCCCGAAACCUCACCAAGCGGCACUGGCCAGGGGCCCCUGAGGACCAAGAUGACAAGGAUGGUGGGGACUUCAGUGGCACUGGAGGCCUUCCCGACUAUUCAGCCGCCAACCCCAUUAAAGUGACACAUCGCAGGUGCUACAUCCUAGAGAACGACACAGUCCAGUGUGACCUGGACCUGUACAAGUCCCUGCAGGCCUGGAAAGACCACAAGCUGCACAUCGACCACGAGAUUGAAACCCUGCAGAACAAAAUUAAGAACCUGAGGGAAGUCCGAGGUCACCUGAAGAAAAAGCGGCCAGAAGAAUGUGACUGUCACAAAAUCAGCUACCACACCCAGCACAAAGGCCGCCUCAAGCACAGAGGCUCCAGUCUGCAUCCUUUCAGGAAGGGCCUGCAAGAGAAGGACAAGGUGUGGCUGUUGCGGGAGCAGAAGCGCAAGAAGAAACUCCGCAAGCUGCUCAAGCGCCUGCAGAACAACGACACGUGCAGCAUGCCAGGCCUCACGUGCUUCACCCACGACAACCAGCACUGGCAGACGGCGCCUUUCUGGACACUGGGGCCUUUCUGUGCCUGCACCAGCGCCAACAAUAACACGUACUGGUGCAUGAGGACCAUCAAUGAGACUCACAAUUUCCUCUUCUGUGAAUUUGCAACUGGCUUCCUAGAGUACUUUGAUCUCAACACAGACCCCUACCAGCUGAUGAAUGCAGUGAACACACUGGACAGGGAUGUCCUCAACCAGCUACACGUACAGCUCAUGGAGCUGAGGAGCUGCAAGGGUUACAAGCAGUGUAACCCCCGGACUCGAAACAUGGACCUGGGACUUAAAGAUGGAGGAAGCUAUGAGCAAUACAGGCAGUUUCAGCGUCGAAAGUGGCCAGAAAUGAAGAGACCUUCUUCCAAAUCACUGGGACAACUGUGGGAAGGCUGGGAAGGUUAAGAAACAACAGAGGUGGACCUCCAAAAACAUAGAGGCAUCACCUGACUGCACAGGCAAUGAAAAACCAUGUGGGUGAUUUCCAGCAGACCUGUGGUAUUGGCCAGGAGGCCUGAGAAAGCAAGCACGCACUCUCAGUCAACAUGACAGAUUCUGGAGGAUAACCAGCAGGAGCAGAGAUAACUUCAGGAAGUCCAUUUUUGCCCCUGCUUUUGCUUUGGAUUAUACCUCACCAGCUGCACAAAAUGCAUUUUUUCGUAUCAAAAAGUCACCACUAACCCUCCCCCAGAAGCUCACAAAGGAAAACGGAGAGAGCGAGCGAGAGAGAUUUCCUUGGAAAUUUCUCCCAAGGGCGAAAGUCAUUGGAAUUUUUAAAUCAUAGGGGAAAAGCAGUCCUGUUCUAAAUCCUCUUAUUCUUUUGGUUUGUCACAAAGAAGGAACUAAGAAGCAGGACAGAGGCAACGUGGAGAGGCUGAAAACAGUGCAGAGACGUUUGACAAUGAGUCAGUAGCACAAAAGAGAUGACAUUUACCUAGCACUAUAAACCCUGGUUGCCUCUGAAGAAACUGCCUUCAUUGUAUAUAUGUGACUAUUUACAUGUAAUCAACAUGGGAACUUUUAGGGGAACCUAAUAAGAAAUCCCAAUUUUCAGGAGUGGUGGUGUCAAUAAACGCUCUGUGGCCAGUGUAAAAGAAAAUCCCUCGCAGUUGUGGACAUUUCUGUUCCUGUCCAGAUACCAUUUCUCCUAGUAUUUCUUUGUUAUGUCCCAGAACUGAUGUUUUUUUUUUAAGGUACUGAAAAGAAAUGAAGUUGAUGUAUGUCCCAAGUUUUGAUGAAACUGUAUUUGUAAAAAAAAUUUUGUAGUUUAAGUAUUGUCAUACAGUGUUCAAAACCCCAGCCAAUGACCAGCAGUUGGUAUGAAGAACCUUUGACAUUUUGUAAAAGGCCAUUUCUUGGGA